Molecule: messenger RNA, 2391 nt
Organism: Alexandromys fortis (reed vole)
Lineage: Eukaryota; Metazoa; Chordata; Mammalia; Rodentia; Cricetidae
Gene: Lypd5
Product: LY6/PLAUR domain containing 5
Exons: 5
Coding region: 365-1135 (256 amino acids)
Cellular component (GO): plasma membrane
Source: RefSeq, a predicted model, not a curated record
AGAGUGGAGGAGUGGGGAAAGAGCAGGAAUCCAGGGACCAACUGCAGACCAGCGCAGAACGCAGAGAGGAUACAAACAGACUGGCAAAAUACACAUCCCCCCAAAAUCAAGGCUCCAGUCCCCUAAUAUCUUCCUCAGCACCCAGGAGCCCGAGUCCCCACCCCUUAUUCCAGCAGCCCCAUCAUGAUUACCUAGAAGGAGGCAGCCCACGUGAAGCAGGGCGGAAGGGCGGGGUGGAGGAAUCUGGAAUCCUGGCCAGGCUGGUAGCCGGGAUGCCUGGGGAUCAGCAGGGAAAACCAGCCCGACAGCAGGUCAGAGUGGCAGGAGCUGUCCUCGGUGUCGUAUCUCAGCACCGCAGGCUGCCAUGGAGAUCCCCAGGACCUUCCUGCUCGGCCUCCUCGGAAUUGGGCUCUACCUGACAGGCUCCCAGGCCCUACAGUGCUACAGCUUCGAGCACACCUACUUCGGACCCUUCGACCUCAGUGCCAUGACAUUCCCCAGUGUCUCCUGUCCUCAGGGGUGCUCUGAGGCGAUGUUGUUGCUGGAUACUGGGUACCGCUCCCUGGUGACAAUCGUCCGGAAAGGAUGCUGGACCGGCCCCACCACUGGCCCCAUGCAGUCCAACCAGGACGCGCUGCCGCCCGACUACGCCGUGGUCCGUGGCUGCGCAACGGACUUCUGCAACACCCAUCUCAAGAAUCACGACACCCUCCCCAACCUGAGUCAAGCACCUGACCCACCGACGCUCAGUGGCACCGAGUGCUAUGCCUGCUUGGGGACCCGCCCCGAAGACUGUUCCCCUGAGAGGUCCCGACGGGUCCAGUGCCACCAGGACCAGAGCGUCUGUUUCCAGGGCAAUGGCCGGAUGAACAUUGGCAACUUCUCAGUGCCCGUGUACAUCCGAACCUGCCACCGGCCUUCCUGCACCACCAUGGGCACCACCAGCCCCUGGACAUCCAUCGACCUGCAGGGCUACUGCUGCGAGGGUCACCUCUGCAACGGGGACUCGGUGACACAGACCGUCCCCGGCGUUGCGUCCCCAGCCCCUCCCCAGGCUCCCAGAAUCCUGAUCUUGCUGUUUGUUGCUCCACUACUGGCCAUCGCUCUGGGGGGGUCCCUUAGGCUCCCCGCAUAGAAAGCGCCUUCAGAAUCGCUUUGCUUCUCACCACUCCAGCCCCAAGUGUGGGUUCCCUUAAAAAUGACAUCAAAAAAAGAACCUCACUCCUCCCCCUCUCCAGUCACAGACUUCCCUCCCUCUAUCUAUCCUUCCUUACUGCCACUGCCCCCACCUCCUGAAGUCCCAUUUAUCUGGGAGCUAAUCAGAGCACUGAGUGAGGCCCCUCAAAAUCUAACCUGGCUUCAAUGCAUGGUUCUUUUGUGACACCUCACAGCCAAACCAUGCCACUCACCUUAAAAACACAUUUCUCACAAGGGUGGUGGUAAUCCCAGCACCCAAGAGACUGAGGCAGGAGGAUCACUGCUUUAAGGCCAAGCUGGACUACACUACAAGUUUAGGUCCAGCCUUGAUCUACACUGUGAGACCCUGGCAGGCGGUGGUGGGCACACAUCUUUAAUCCCAGCACUCGGAGGCAGAUGCAGGUGGAUCUUUGAGUUUGAGGUCAACCUUGUCUACCUAGUGAGUUCCAGGACAGCCAAGACUACAUAGUGAGACCCUGUUUCAAAAGAAAGAAAGAGAAAAGGGGGAAGGGAGGGAGGUAGAGAGACACAAACCCUACUUUUCAGUAUCUCUGAAACAGAAUUGACACCCUUACUAUAAUCCAGCAGUCCCACUCUCGGGUCCACCACCCCAACAGAAACUAGUCCACAUGGCCACAAACUGCAAACCACACAAAUAAAUACCAACAGCCAAAUGAGGAAUGAGAAGGCCAUGACCUCUCACUGAAAGGAAGGCUGGCUGCCCAGCAAUGGAAAUGACGGUGGACAGUUACCUGCAGUGGCCUUGGAAGAAUCUCACAAAGAUUGCGUUGAGCAAAACAGGAAAGACACACGAAAGAACAGGUCAUGUGACUCCAUUCAAAACAAAGUAUGGACGUUGGUUAAGAAAAUAACAGUGUGCUCAAUCAGAAGCCAGAAGAGUGGUUAUCUUUGGGGACAAGUGAGCAGAAGAGGAACAUGAGGUGUCUGGAGGUCUAGACAUUGAGGUACAGGCUCUGAGGACUCACUGGUUCUGCUUUGCUCUUUUCACUGAACCUCCUGCUGUUGUUUUGGGAAAAGGGCUCAUGUAGCCCAGGCUGGUCCCAAACUCAUUGUGUAGCCUAGAAUGACCCUGAAUUCCUGAUCCUCCCACCUGGACCUGCCAGACGCCAGGAUGACAGAGUCACGCCUUCACACCUGUCUCUUCUCCUCUUCCCACAUGUAUAUUAUUUGCAA